Rana temporaria (common frog) is the source of this 12809-nucleotide messenger RNA. It is a transcript of the gene DCHS2, whose product is annotated as dachsous cadherin-related 2. Gene Ontology annotation, molecular function: calcium ion binding. The coding region runs from base 590 to 11047 and encodes 3485 amino acids. The record is from RefSeq and is a predicted model, not a curated record. The transcript has 20 exons. Gene Ontology annotation, biological process: homophilic cell-cell adhesion. NCBI's taxonomy places the organism in Eukaryota, Metazoa, Chordata, Amphibia, Anura, Ranidae. Gene Ontology annotation, cellular component: plasma membrane; cell-cell junction.
GAGAGGCACAGAUUGUCUGAGCAGGGAGGAGGAGACACUGCAGGGACAGGGGCUGCUGCUUGCUGCUGCUGCUGCCACACACACUUGUUAUUCCCAUCAACUUUUUUUCUGCUUCUUUUUCGUCUCUUAUCUUGUGCUCCAGAGGAUUCUAUUAUUUUCCUAUUCAAGAAGAAGAAAAAAAAAAAUGCACUUCAAUAAUACAGAGCAUGCACCUGAUUCGAUGGGAAAGGACAGAUUUCCAGCAGAAGAAAACCAGAUGUGAAUGGAAAUACUAAAGAUUUUUUUUUCUUUCUACAUAGGACAAUACAAGAGACAGGAUACAGCAUUUGUUCACAGAAGGAGGGAGUUUUUUUUUCUUCUUCUGAAUCUGCAUCAAACUAGCAGUCUGUGCCAGGUCAUCUGGACCUUAAAAACAGUCCUUGAAUUGAAAUAUGAACUGCAGACAAGAGAGGACCUAGACAAGGUCUGCGUAUUGGAGAGAAGAGAAUAAGCUUGGCAGUGACUGGCAUCUAUGUAUGUGCAUGGCAGAGAAGAACUCUUGGAUGUAAGGAGUGUGUUGGAUGUAUUGGUGCAGUUGUAGCAGCAGAGGAUGGCUAUGAGGAAUAGAGUGAGGUGCAGAGGGGACAGAGUGAUGGGAUGCUAUAGACACAUUUUACCUCUGCUGGUGCUGAUGCUGCUUUGUAUGGACUGCUGCUGCAGAGCUCAGGUGUACAAUCUCAGCCUGGCUGUGGAUGAGGGUCUGCCACCUGGUACCCUAGUAGGAGACAUCCGUGCAGGACUGCCAGAGGGGAGCCCAGGUGAAGGGUUCUUCUUAUCAGAGGAGAGUGGUGAGUCCCCAGUGCUCAGGGACUUCCAGAUAGACACAGACACUGGAAUUGUAAGGACCCUCCGAAUUCUGGAUCGAGAAAGAAGAGAACGGUACAGUUUUGUGGCUGCCACCUUGCUGGGGGAGGUGGUGCAGGUAGAGAUCACAGUACGUGAUGUCAAUGAUCACUCUCCUACCUUUCCUGUACAAUCACUUAGUUUACAAGUAUCUGAGCUAACUCCACCUGGAACUACCUUCAGAUUACCUGCAGCUUGGGAUCCAGAUAAGGGAGAGCAUGGGUUAAGAGGCUACUCACUACUCAGGGGUAGCCAAGAAGCUGCCUUCAUCAUCAGGUAUGGGGAUAGCAUGUCUGGUGCAGGGGCUGCAGGGAAGGAGUGGGGUCAGGUAGCAGAACAGGUAAGGGGGGAAAGGGGUUUUUAUAGACCAAAGGCAACUCUUGAGGUUUUAAAGGAAAAAGAUCAGUCUAGCCAGGAACAUGUACAGGACGAAUCAGCAGAGUUUAGGACAACCGGUAAGGGAUUAGGAUCAGACAUUGAGGGGUCGUGGAUAAGAGGUGGUGAAUUGCUUUCAUUUGAUAACAGUAAAGAAGAAAAUAAGGACUCAGAGAGAGGGCAGCAGUGGGAGUCAGGUAUAGAGGAUGCAGAGGGGGGGUUUAAUGGGGAAGAUUUAAAAUCAACUGUCCUGGGGCAUGAUACAUAUCCUGGGGGUUAUGUGUAUGAAGUAUAUCCUGAUACAAGGGGAAAUACUGACAGUUCUGAUUUACAGGAAGAGGUUGAAUGGUCAUUUACUGAUUCUCGCCUCAAUCCUCUGGAUCUAGUGUUAGUACAUUGGCUUGACAGGGAAGCAAUUGAUAAGUAUCAGCUAGAGGUUGAAGCUUUUGAUGGUGGUUAUCCACGUAGAACCGGAAGACUUUUGGUAAACAUAACUGUUUUGGAUGCAAAUGAUAAUCCACCAAACUUUGACCAGUCUGAAUAUAAGGGUUGGGUGUGGGAAAAUGCCCCUGCGGGCACCUCAAUUUGUGCUGUUCAUGCAGUGGACCCUGAUUUAGGUAGCAAUGGGGAAGUCAUUUAUAGCUUGUGGUCAGGUGAGGAAUAUUUCAGUGUUGAAGAAAGUACUGGAAUUGUAAGGGUCAGUCGCCCUCUGGACAGAGAACAAAAAGCUCUUCAUCAGCUGGUAGUCCAAGCCAAAGAUGGUGGAUCCCAACCUGAAGUUUCUAGUGUGCUUGUCAUGGUAAAUGUCCUUGAUGUUAAUGAUAACAAACCCAGCAUACAAAUCACUCUACUCACUGAAAGUGGGCAACCAGAAGUAUCAGAAGGAGCAAGAAUAGGAGAGUACUUAGCAAGAAUUUCCAUUUCUGACCCUGAUUUAGAGCUUGAGGGAGAGCCCUGGGAAACCAGUAGCGAUAAGGGCAAUGGAAGUCGUGUAGGGAAGUUUCAAGAUAGUAGAGAAAAUGUUGGUGUGGUAGGACAUUCACUAGCAAAAAUACCACCUGUUGUAAAUAUCUCACAGAGCGAAAAUCCUCUGAAUGUUGCAGAAGAAAGACAACAUUUUAAUCCUGGAAGUACUGGAGCCCCUCAACAAGUAUCACUGACGUUGGAAGGUGCUGAUGGUGCAUUUUCUCUUCGUCCUGUUGGACCACAAGUGUAUUUUCUAUGUGUUGAUGCUCCUCUUGAUCGCGAACAAAAAGAUCUAUACGAACUGCGCUUGCUUGCUAGUGAUUCAGGCUCCCCUCCUUUACAGACUCUUAAAACAUUAUUUUUUAGUAUUACUGACUUAAAUGACCAACCUCCAAUGUUUAACCAACCUAAUGGAUACCAAGCGGCUGUUUCGGAAUCUGCUUCUCCUGGCACUGCUGUCCUCAGUAUUAAUGCCCAGGACCUAGAUGAGGAUGGCCUAAAUGCCAGAAUCAUUUACACACUGCAGAGCAGUGACUCUUCUACUGCUUUUAAACUAGACCCACAUACAGGGGUUCUGAGCAUUACAAGAUCAUUGGAUUAUGAAACAGAGACUGUAAUGAAUCUGGUGGUAAUAGCUACUGACCAGGGUAACCCUCCACUAUCAUCUAGUUGUCAUGUGACCAUAAUGGUUGAGGAUACCAAUGACAAUGAACCAGUCUUCUUACAACAGUUCUACAAUGCCACCUUGCAGGAACAUUCAGCUUUGGGGCACUGCUUUCUUCAGGUGAAAGCAACAGAUGCUGACUCAGGUUCUUUUGGUCAAGUUCACUAUUCUCUGUAUGAGAAAUAUCAUACCUUGAAGGAAUCUCAGAAGUUUUUUAUUGAUCGGGAUUCUGGUCAUAUAUGUGUGUCGCAAGAUAUUGACAGAGAAGGCGAUGUUGAGAGCUAUGAACUUCUGGUGAAGGCACAAGAUCAGGGUGGCUUAAGCGCGCAGGCUUUCGUUCGUGUUGAUAUAGAGGAUAUAAAUGACAAUGCACCUGAGUUUGAGACAACAAAUUAUGUGGCAAGCACCAGCAGCCACACUCAAGCAGGCACAGAAGUUGUUAAUGUGUUAGCGGAGGACAAAGAUGGAGGAAUAUUUGGAGAAGUACUUUAUGAAAUCAUACCUGGAGAGAAAACAUCACUGUUUACUAUUGACUCAUCUACAGGAAUAAUCUAUUUGAUCUCUGCUCUCAAUCAUUUGGAAGAUUCACAAGUGACCUUCUUUGUGUGUGCUCGAGACCAGGGUGGUCGUACAUCUUCUGUGAAUGCAUCAAUCACUGUUAAAAUUCUGAAGACUGCAGUGGCACCGGCUGUAUUUGAGAAAUCACGCUACGUGUUUGUAAUUGCAGAGGAUGCUCCACAAGGUAGCACUGUCGGCAUUGUCAAGGCCAGGGAACCUUUAAAUUCCAUGGAGCCCAUUUCAUACAGGAUAUUAUCUGGCGAUCUGCAAAAGAUGUUCUCCAUAAACCCCCAAUUUGGUAUUAUUUCAACAGCAAAGCAGCUGGAUCAUGAAACUCAGCCUGUUGUUGUGCUCACUGUCCAGUCCCAACUAGGAAGCUCUCCAGCCUAUAGCAGCACACUGGUCAAUGUAACUAUAACUGAUGUGAAUGACAAUCCACCUGUAUUUCCGAGAGAGAAUGACAGAAUAAGUGUGCAGCAAAACACUUCUCCUGGCAGUGCUCUGUAUAUAGCUCAGGCACAGGAUAGCGACAGUGGAUACAAUGGACUCAUCUCAUACAGCAUUGCAAGUGAAAACCAGGAUGUGUUUGUCAUUGACCCCAAUUUUGGAAUCUUGUAUCUCAAUACAACUUUAACAAUGGUGUGUGAACAUAUUCUGCUGAUAACAGCUGAAGAUAAUGGACAUCCUUUCUUAAGUUCUCUUCUUACAUUAACCAUCAGUGUCACAAAGCCAGACACAAUUAAUACUUUGACCUUUGGUAAUUUAGCGCAUCAAAUUGAAAUCAAUGAAGAUUUUGCAGUAUAUUCUAGAAUCCUCCAGGUGAAAGCAUACAUUGAAGGCGCACAAAGCCAACUGUCAAGGAUUAUUUACUCUCUGUGGCCUGAAAGCUCAGUACCAUUUGCAAUUCAUCGCAAUACCGGAUGGAUUUUCUUGCGUCGGUCUCUGGAUUAUGAAAGAACCAAUGUGUACAAUCUGAUCGUAGUGGCAAGCUGCGCAGACUUUGUAGAGGAGCAAACAGCUUCUACUUCAGUAAUUGUCAAGGUCAUGGAUGUAAAUGACAAUUCCCCUGCUUUCAGUCAAACCAUGUAUUUUUUCACCACUGUGGAAAGUUCUAGUCCUAAUGGAGUCAUCGGCACAAUCACAGCAUCUGACAGAGACUUUGGGAAAAACGGGCAACUUUCCUUUUCCCUCUUGUCCGAAGAAAAUUAUUUUCAAAUCAGCUCUAAGACAGGUGAAAUCAUAAAUUGUGCUGCUUUAGAUCGUGAAAAGCAAACACACCAUCAGUUUACUGUGCUAGUGACGGACCACGGUUCUCCACGUCGUAAUGCCACAACCACAGUUUACAUCACAGUUGCUGACCUUAAUGAUAACAAGCCAUAUUUUCCACAACUGCCAUUAGGAAAGCAACUGCAUGUCAAGGUUCCAGAAGGUCAGAAAGGACACAUGUUGGUGACAACUGUUUUUGCAAAGGAUCCCGAUGCUGGUGGUAAUGGGACAGUGCAGUAUUCAUUGUCUUCUGAUGAAGAUCUUGGUAAUUUUUUUAUUAAUACUUCUACUGGUGAAAUUUGGGCAACCCAACCUUUCUCAGUUAGCCUCAAGCCAUACUAUUGCUUAACAGUAACAGCAAGGGAUCAGGGGGUCCCUCCUCUGAAGGAAUCUGCAACUGUGAAUAUUCAGGUCAUUUCAACUACUAAAGAGAAAUCGAAAGGCAUUGUCGAACUAAAAACCUUGAAGAUUCCAGAGGAUGCAAAACCUUCUCAAGUAGUAGGCUCAAUAGUGUCACGUGAAAAGUUUUUAUCCAAUAAAAAAAUACAGUUACAAAUAUCUGAGGAAGAGCACAACAGCCAUUUUGUUAUUGACGGUUCCUCGGGAGAUAUAUACCUUUCCAGACCACUAGAUUAUGAAACAAGCCCAAACUACCUUUUACUCAUUAACAUACAGGACCAUACCAAGAUUCCUCCUCAAAACCAUUCUGUCAUCCUAAAGAUUGAUAUAGAAGAUCAGAAUGAUCACUCUCCUGUCUUUCCUCACCCCAUGGUAGUCAUUGGCUUUGAAGAGAAUGUACCUGUAGGAACUGUCUUAUAUACAUUUGAAGCAAAAGAUGGAGAUGGGAAUGUACCAAACAACAAGGUUAAAUAUUCAUUAAAAACAGAUGGACCCGGAGAAUACCCUUUCUUUAUUCACGAAUGGGAUGGAAGCUUGAUCACAGACAAAGAACUGGACAGAGAGGCGGUUGAAUCAUAUGUAUUUACAGUAAUUGCAACAGAUCAGGCCGCUAACAUAACACAGCGCCGACACAGUUCACUGACAGCGCAGAUUAUCAUUCAAGACGUCAAUGACAACAGUCCAAAUUUCCUAUCAUCUCCAGCUGCCUUUGUUAUGGAAGAUGCAGAAGUUGGCUCGCUUAUACAUCAUGUAGUAGCCGAAGAUCCGGAUGAGGGAAGGAAUGGAAAAAUAACCUUUUACAUCAUGGAUGGGAAUUCAGAGCAGGUUUUCUUGCUGGACCAAACAACAGGUUGGUUAACUUUAUCCUCCACAGUAGACCGUGAGAUUCGGGAGACUUAUAUUUUAACCAUUCUGGCUACAGAUAAUGGCACUCCAGUUCUUUCUGCUACACAGAUUUUGACAGUUACAGUGGGUGAUGUCAAUGAUAAGCCACCAACAUUUAAGCAGGCUGUCUAUGAAGCUGAAGUUCUUGAAAACCAGGAGCCUGGAAUGCAUGUAAUGAAAGUAGAAGCUGAGGAUAUGGAUACAGGAGUCAAUGCUAUACUUACUUACUAUAUUUUGCCAAGCCAUGAGCUUUUCAGAAUAAUACCUGAGACAGGAGAAAUUGUUACAUCAGCAACAUUCGACAGAGAAAAAAAGGACCGCUUUAUCAUUAGAGUAUUGGUGACAGAUGGUGGAACCCCCUCCUUCUCCAGCUCCACAACAAUUGUUUGUACAGUGCUAGAUGAAAAUGAUAAUACUCCUGAGCUUUUACUUCCUGAGGCUGAGAUCCAUGUCCCAGAAAACCAAGCUCCAGGAAUAAUUCACAAUGUGCUGGCUACGGAUAAGGAUACUGGCAACAAUGGCAGAGUGCAUUUCCAAAUAAUUGGUGGAAACACGGGCGGAGAUUUUGCCAUCAAUAACACAUCGGGGGAGCUCUGGGCCACACGCAGCUUAGAUCGAGAGGAUGUCAGCAAUUUUACCAUCACUGUGGAAUGCUAUGACUUGGGCAGCCCCCGGAAAAGCACCACAGCCAAACUGCACAUUAAGGUCUUGGACGAAAAUGACAAUCCACCUACGUUUUCCAAGAGCCAGUACCGCACAUCUGUCAGAGAAGACAUAACCAUUGGAUCAGUGGUUCUUAGCCUUCAUGCGUUUGAUAUAGAUGAGGGCUUAAACGGAGAAGUAAUGUACUCCUUGAUUGAUGAUACACAAGGUGCUUUCACUAUAAACCAAACAACUGGAAACAUCGAGACGACAAAGGCCUUGGACAGAGAACUUAAACAUCAAUAUGUGUUUAGGGCACUAGCAACUGACUGUAGCUUAUAUGGUCAAAAAAGUGCUACUGCCAAAGUUAUAGUACAUAUUGACGAUGCCAAUGAUAAUGAGCCAAUACUUGCAAUUAACCCUAUGCAGGUCCGUGUUUCUCCCCAACUCUCUGUAAAUACAACCAUCGCUAAUGUAUAUGCAAGUGACCCAGACCUGGGCUUAAAUGGAGCAGUGGUAUACAGUCUUGUGAAAGCUGAUCCACACUUUUACAUUAAUAGAGAAACAGGAGAAAUUAAAGUCAUUAAGCUGUUAUCCCCUGUUACCUUCACAAAUGCAGUUCUCAAAGUGGAGGCUUCAGACCUUGGUACUCCAGCAAAAACAUCCACAGGUCUUGUUACAGUUAUCCUAGAAGGAAUGGAAAUAAAUAUUUAUUUUCUCCAGAGUAUAUACGAAGCCAUAAUACUGGAAAACAGUAAACCAGGUUCAUCAGUUGUGACCGUAGAAGCCAUACACCAAAAUCCGAAUGGAGAUGCCAUAUUUUACAGCCUUAUCAGCGGUGACAAAGGGACCUUCAAGAUAAACUCUGAAACAGGAGAGCUCACAGUGAGGGAGUCUUUGCUACUUGAUGCAGAAGCCAACAUGAAAAUGAAUCUAGUGGUCGCUGCCACAAGCAGUACUUCUGUGGCAUACUGUGGAGUUUCAGUAUUGAUCCAAGACGAAAAUGAUAAUGUGCCAGUGUUUGACCGAGACCAUCACAUAACUUCUGUUUUGGAAGGUCAGGGAUACAACCUUUUUGUUAUCCAGGUUUUUGCCACUGAUGAAGAUAGUGGGAUGAACGGGCAAAUAGAUUACUCAUUUGUGGAUGGCAAUGAAAAUCAAGCUUUUUUAGUAGAUUUCAGAUGGGGCAUUAUUACAACUAAUGCUAUUCUUGAUCGGGAAAUAAAAUCCUCUUACAGACUUGUUGUACAAGCUGCUGAUAGAGGAUCACCAAGUCUUUCUGCAACAAGUAUUGUAAUGGUUUUGGUUGCAGAUAUAAAUGACAAUGCACCCACUAUUCCUCCUCUGGAGACCGUCUACAUCCAUGAAGAUGCUUCUCCUGGCCACAUUGUAAUGUGUGUAACCGCCAAUGAUGUGGAUCUAAAACCUAAUGUAUCAUACAGUUUUACUGAAGAUGGUAACCCUGGUAUGAAGUUUGACAUUGAUAAGUAUACUGGUGUUUUAACCCUUAUUGGGUUGUUGGAUUAUGAAGAAAAAUCACAGCAUCACCUUAGGAUCCAGGCAUCCGAUUCAGUACAUCUUACUAAAGCAGAGCUUAUCGUACAGGUGUUGGAUGUUAAUGACAACCCACCACAAUUUACCAAAGAUUCCUAUAAGGUAACGGUACCUGAAUUGACCGAGUCCAAUACAUUUAUCAUAUCUGUAACUGCUACAGACAGGGACUCUGAGAUGUAUGGGCCUGUUUCUUACAGAAUUAUUUCUCCACGUAAGGGAUUCGUAAUUAAUCCAACCACUGGUUCAAUACAUACAGAUACCCCAGUGGAAAUCAAGGACAAUAAUACAGUGAUUCCAAUUUUGGUAGAAGCUCAGGACAAUGGUUUCCCAGUUUUAACCUCAACUGUGAUUAUUGAGCUCCAGGUAUACGAUACAAAUAAUCAUGCACCAAUAUUUUCAGAGGAGGUUUACCAGAUCCAUGUCAGAGAAAAUACAUCCAUUGGGGAAAUCAUUCUCACUUUCACAGCGACGGAUUUUGACUGGACCCGUGAAAAUGGAUACAUUGACUUUUCGAUUGCUAGUGGAAAUUUGCAAAACAUGUUUAUUGUGGAAAGUGUUGGAAUUCUUUCCCAGCCUCCUUUUGUUGUUACUGGAAAACUAGCUAUAAAUGGGAUUUUGGACUAUGAAAUCAACAGAAACCAUAAGCUACUGUUAAUUGCCUCAGAUCGAGGAUUACCUUCUUUAAGUUCCAGCACCACUGUCCUGAUAUCUAUUAUUGAUUCAAAUGACAAUCCUCCUCUACUGCAGAGUAGUGAAUAUCAUGUUAGCAUCCAAGAACAUCAUCCCAUAAAAAGUGAAGUGAUAUCUGUUUCAGCCAAUGAUAUUGACAGUGGAGAGAAUGCAGAAAUAAUUUACAGUAUAGUGUCUGGGAAUGAUGAAGGAUUUUUCACAAUAGAUCCAAGAAAUGGUACUGUCACAUUAGUAUACCAUCUGGAUUAUGAAGCUGCAAUGAUCUAUACUUUAAUUAUAAAGGCUACUGAUGGUUGGGGAAAUGGAAAGCAUGAUGCCUUUUCAAAACUCUACAUAAAUGUGCUUGAUGAUAAUGACUUCAUACCAAAAUUCAUAUUCAACAGUUUAAGCUGCAGUCUAUAUGAAAACAUGCCCCCUUUUACACCAGUAUGUAGAGCCAAUGCUAUUGAUCUGGAUUCUGGGCCAUUUGGUGUCUUGAGUUACUCUAUUCCUUCAACUUGCCCAAACGAACCGAAAGGCCAAGAUACAUUUUUCAUAGACUCAUUAACUGGAGAUAUUUAUACCAAGUAUAAAGUUGACUUUGAGUCACAGAAGAGAUACUGCCUUAUUGUUCAGGUGAAAGAUAAAAGUGAAUCUACAGCUUGUAUUUUACUACAUGUGGACAUUAAUGGACAGGAUGAGUUUCCACCUGUGUUUCAUGAGGAUCAGUAUUUAUUUGAUUUGCCUCUAGAAAAUAAACCUGGAGAAAUCGUUGGUAAAGUGGGAGCUUCAGACAAGGAUGAAGGAGAUGAUGGUGUUGUCCACUAUUCACUUGAAAAACCUUCCCCGUUUUUUUCUGUUAAUGUUACGAGCGGAGCUAUAUAUCUAACCAGAAGUGUUCAUAAAAUAAGAAGUAAUGCUAAGAAAAAUGAUGACAUUUUGGAGUUAGUAGUAAAAGCUCAAAGCCCAAAGUUAGACUCAAAGUCAUCAACUUGUACUGUUCGAGUUAACAUUUCAACAGCUCUAGAGGGCUACUUUGGUAUGUCAGCAAACAUACUUUCCAUUAGUUUUAGCAUUUCGUUUGUGGUUUUCUUGCUACUGGCAAUAAGCCUUAUUGGAAUUAUUCUUAGAUACAAGCACAAAGAUGUAGUAAAUGCUUGUGGGAUAAAAGAAGCUGCCAUCCCUGCACUUCCAAAGUCAAAUGUUAAAGACUGCAUGCCUGAUGAAUGUCCAAAGUUUGAAAAUGUUAAGAACGGCAUAACUCCAGACACAUCAGAGUGGUUAGGAUUAGUUGGCAUCAGAGAAAAGAAAGACACUGGGAACAAAUGCAGGAAUUCAGACUCAAGUGGUCAUGGCUCCACAGAAGGGGAAACUGCUGAAGAUGAAGAAAUAAAGAUGAUCAAUGAAUAUCCUAUUAGAAAAGAAUCUGGCUCUGUUCUGAGUGAAAGAGGUUCACGAGUUCCAGACUCUGGAAUUCCAAGAGAGUCUGAUCUGCUUUCAUGUGAGUCAGAUGAAACAGAUGUGGUGAUUGGUUCAGAAAGGAAUGAAAGUGUUGAGAUUGUUAAGGAGGACAAUGGUAAUGGAGAGGGUCAAGUACAUUAUACCUGCAAAACAGAACUGCCACCCACCCACCACAGUAAUGACCCAAAUCCAAAGGACAAAAACACUUUGCCAGAUAUCAAUCAAGACUAUAUCUAUGUCCCCAUGUCCUAUGAUUCUAGAUACGGUUCUCUGGCAUCUUUAGUAGCUUCUGAUGAGGACUUGAGAGGAAGCUAUAACUGGGAUUACCUGCUUAGUUGGGAGCCCAGGUUUCAGACUCUUUCCUCUGUUUUUGGUGACAUUGGCAGACUAAAAGAUGAAAAUAUGAACAGGAAUGUACAAAAGCAAAAGAAGCCUUUUAUUUUCCCACCCCCUCUUAUUACAUCUGUUGCACAGCCAGGGAUAAGAGCUGUACCACCUCGAAUGCCAACUAUUAUGUCAGGACAAACCUUUGUAAAAUAUCCCCGUUCUCCAUUUUUCUCCAGUCUGGCAUGCCAGUCUUCAGUCAUGCCCCCAAACUUUUCUCCUUCCUUAUCUAUGCUCACAGUCCACACUCCUUCCACCUCGCCUGUGCAUUCAGGUCUCAGUGGAACUUCAGUGCCUGCUCUCUCUGAAGAAUUGCUAAUACAGCAAGAGUUUCAGGUGUAAAAAUGAAUGUUUUCAAUUAUGGACACUUAUGAGGAUCAGAAAGGGCAUGUCUAAACUAAUCAGCUUGACUCUGCAUUGUUUGUCAAUUGUUACAUUUGUACUCUACCUACAGUACAUUUUUUGAUACAGCAUACAUCUUAGCCAAUCAAAAAGUGUCAAGUAGGUUAUUGCUCUGGAUUUUACUUGCAGGCUAACAUUUUGUUCCACACAUCUAUACCUGUCCCAUGUAUGGAUAACUGUAAUCCCGCAACAGUGCAUGAACAGUUUCAAUCAAAACUCAUGUGUGCAAGCAGUAACUUCAUUGUAACUGGCCAGUAUUUACCAGCAUUUAAAUAUAUUAUAAUACUACCAUUAGUAGAAAUUAAUAUUUAUGGACUGCACUAAAGAAUUAUGUACAUGGACUGGAUGACACAUAUUGCCAUCUAUAAAAAUAACUGACAUUUACAGUUAGAGAAAUAACUGUAAUACAGAGAUCCUUAAAUUUCCCAAAUCUAGCUUUCUUAUAGAUUUGAUAUUGAAAUGCAGAAUUACUAAACUGUGAACUGUGUAUAUGGCAUUUAUUAGCUUGUUCCCUUAUGCUUGUGGAGCUCUUACUGUAUUCUGGGAGCCCAACAGAAAAAAAUUAACCCAGUGAGUCCAGAUGAAAACAAUGUUUGCUCCCAUAGUGGAUCUGGAAACACAUAGAAUGCGUUGUCCAGGCUGAGCAGCUAUGCAUAACAGUAAACACACCUCCAUGGCAAACAGAAAAAAAUAUAAACAUUUGUCACUGGGUACAGUAUACAUUUUAAAGACCUACACAUGCAUAAUGGAGUAAGAGAGAUAUGCUAUUUACAAAGUUGCUUAUUUCACUAUUCAGCCUUAUACUAAGGCCAUGAUUGGUGGAAAGAUUACAUUGUUUCAUAAUCCUAUACAGUAACUGUUAUUAUUGGUACAAUAUUUUAUUUUCCUAUAAACACUAGUAUGGAACCUGAUAGAGCUCAUUGUUAAAAACCACUCCAGCAGGAAAUAAAUGUAUACCUCGGCAAACAUAAUUUAUGGAGUGAAGAAUGUAUGUCUACUUAUGUACCGCUAUGGGUGAUUGUCAUAUUGCCAUAGUGGAUUUCAUUAAUGUAAAUAUGUUGAAAUUAGGUGGUUUGCCCAUACCGACCAGGUGUUAUGCAUAUCCCAGUUGAAAUUACUGUAUGGACUUUAUCAAUGGACUGCAUAGAUAAAUCACACCCUCCCAAGGGGGAUUUCUGUUUCACCCAGGCAUGUGGUUAAUGCACUGUGGUAAUAUCAGAGCCCCCCCCCCCCAUCAUCCCCAUGGCCACCAACCUUCUCCAGCUUUACUUUUGCUGUCUAUACUAAUCCCUUUACUACCAUUCAGUUGAUUAGGUAAAACCUACUCCAGCCCGCAGCACAACUAUUUAUAGAUUUUACCAUGCAGCAAGCUAGAGUAGCACAAUUAUACUUGUGUACUAAGAGCACAGAACAUAAUCAUAUGACAAAAUGCUGUAGAUCCAUCCAGAAGACAUGUGUUACCCUUGCUAAAUCUGGAUGUAUUUGAAAGAUACAAAACUAAGAUUAUUUUAACCUGAUACAGUAGCUAUAAUCUGGUUGCUAUGGGCAGCAACUCAAUUUCCAAUUAAUUUGCUGUUUAUAAAUAAAGUCCAAUGUAUUUUUAUGCUUUAUAUUAAUACAUCAUACCUUGAUGAAACGUUUGUAUCAUUUAUUUGUCAAUUUUUAAGCAAAAGAUAUUUAAACACAAUACAAUUUGACAUGA